Molecule: messenger RNA, 3007 nt
Organism: Cydia strobilella
Lineage: Eukaryota; Metazoa; Arthropoda; Insecta; Lepidoptera; Tortricidae
Gene: Fatp3
Product: long-chain fatty acid transport protein 1
Exons: 12
Coding region: 148-2145 (665 amino acids)
Biological process (GO): triglyceride homeostasis
Cellular component (GO): endoplasmic reticulum
Molecular function (GO): long-chain fatty acid transmembrane transporter activity; long-chain fatty acid-CoA ligase activity
Source: RefSeq, a predicted model, not a curated record
AGCACAAUGCAGUGUAGUCUCAACCAUCGUCGCGCGCGCACGCUACUGGUUUUUUUAAACAUUUAUCGCAUAUUUUCUGUAUUUUUAACAUAGUGAUACUUUAUAAGGUCUACUAACUCUACUAUGCACCACACAUAACCCCUCACCAUGACAGAAAAGACAGUAGUCCGUUUCGAAGAAGCGGAACGUAAGAAGACCACCAUCCUCACUUCAAUAGGAGCUGCUGGGUUGCUACUAGGAUGGCUGGUCAGAGGAUCGAGCCUCCUGAUGACGUCUGUGGCUCUGGUAUCCGCGUAUCUGAUGACUGGGAAUAGAUACCAGUGGGUGUACAUUUGGAAGAAGACGUUCUAUAGAGACAUGUUAGGCCUCCGAGUGCUCCUGAUCACCAUGUUCAAGAUAUGGAUGUGGGAGAAGAGAGGCAUGACGGUGGUGAAGCGAUGGGCUGAGGUGGCUCGACGGGAGCCUGAUAAGAAGGCAUUUGUCAUGGGUGACCGUCAUCUGACAUUCCGGCAGGGAGAAGAAUUCAGCAACCGCAUCGCCUGGUACUUCAAACGCCAGGGCUUCAAGAGCGGCGAGGUGAUCGCGCUGUUCAUGGAGACCCAGCCGGAAUACGUUUUCAUCUGGCUAGGUCUAGCCAAGCUCCGUGUGACCACGGCACUUGUUAAUACGAACCUAAGAGGCGCUCAGUUGACGCAUUGUUUGAAAAUCGCUGGGUGUAAGGCGCUGGUGUUUGGCGAUGAGUUGGCGGAUGCCGUCAAAGAAAUCCGGAGCGAAAUCCACGACAUACCCCUUUUCCAGUUCAACUCCUCUGACCUUUUAGAACUGGAAAAACCAACUAUAGUUCUACAAGAUGCCGCUCCUCUCGCGUCGGAGCUGACGGAGAUGAGUGCAGCAUCUUUUAAUGAGGCGGGCACUGCCAGUCCGCGGGACACGCUUAUGUAUAUUUAUACCAGUGGGACCACUGGGUUCCCUAAGGCUGCAGUCAUCACUAAUAUCAGGUAUCUCCUAAUCCCACUAGGAGUCCACACAUCAGCACGGCUAUCAUCAUCCGACAUCAUAUACGACCCUCUUCCACUGCACCACACGGCGGGUGGCGUCCUUGGUGGAGGGCAGGCGCUAGUGCUGGGCAGCACAGUGGUGCUUAGGAAGAAGUUCUCCGCUUCGAACUAUUGGAAAGAUGUCGCGAAACACGGAUGCACUGCAGCCCAAUACAUUGGUGAGAUAUGCCGCUACCUGCUGGCGGUUCCACCCUCACCCAGCGACCGGGCGCAUCGAGUGCGCGUGAUCAUGGGAAAUGGACUGAGGCCGCAGAUCUGGCAGGAGUUUGUUGAGCGCUUCGGCGUUGAGAGGGUGAUGGAGUUCUACGGGGCGACGGAGGGGAAUAGCAAUUUGAUUAACUUGGAUUCGAAAGUGGGAGCCAUUGGUUUCUUGAGCCGGCUUGUAUCAUCAAUUUAUCCUCUAACUCUAGUCAAAUGCGAUGAAAUUACCGGUGAUAUACUAAGGAACAGUGAUGGCAGAUGUAUAAGCUGUGGACCUCAUGAACCUGGUCUACUACUUGGCAAGAUAGACCCGAAAAAGGCCAUCCUCACAUUUGCGGGCUACGCCGACAAGACUGCUUCAGACAAGAAGAUGGUCCGUAACGUGAAGAAGGAAGGAGACUGCUACUUCAACACAGGAGACAUCCUCGUUAUGGACCACUUCGGGUACUUCUACUUUAAAGAUAGGACUGGAGAUACAUUCAGGUGGCGAGGCGAAAACGUGUCGACGGCAGAAGUGGAAGGAGUCAUAAGCACGCUCGUUGGACUCAAGGAUGCCAUAGUUUAUGGAGUUUCUAUCCCAAACGUAGAAGGCAAAGCGGGUAUGGCGGCCAUUGCAGACCCGGAGAAGAAACUGGACAUCCCUUACCUCACCAAAGGUCUACGGUCUUCUCUUCCUGCCUACGCCCGGCCUAUUUUCCUCCGGGUCCUGCCCGAGCCUCCCCUCACUUCUACCUUCAAGCUCCGUAAGAAAGAUUUAAUAGAACAAGCCUAUACAUUGGGCCUUCAUGAAGACCCCAUGUAUUUCCUAGACCAGAAGACCGGAGAAUAUGUUCCGUUGACGAAGAAGCUGUAUGAUGACAUAGUUAAAGGUGUUAUAAGACUGUGAUUCUUGCCAUGUUGAGGGUUCUUGUUGAACUCACACACUCCUAUUUAGUUUUAAAAUUGUUUUAAGAAGUAUAAGAACAAAGGAUGAUUCACGUUAGAAAGGCCCGGGUGCGUGCCGAAGCGCUUCACAUUUCGUUUUUUUAUUUUUUAUAGAAAGCAUCACGUGACGGACCGCUCUAGUAUGAGUUAUCCUUAAGGACGGGUUGCACAACACACAAUCGACGAACUGAUCUACUUUAAGUAUAGCGACGGUAACUGUAAUCCUAUAGGUAUCUGACAAACUUUCAAGCUUGAUGCAACCGGUUUGAAGUUAACGCUAUGUUCAGUGAAUGCAAUGUGAGCGAAUGAAGAUUUGGAGGAACGAAUCUGGGGGACACAAUCUAUUUAGGGUGCGGAGUGUUAGGGUCGGCAACGCGCAUGUAACACAUCACAGGCGUCCAUAGGUUACGGAGACUGCUUACUAUUAGGCGGGCCGUAUGCUUGCUUGCCCCCGACGUAGUAUGAAAAAAUUGCUUAAUCGAGGAACCAACUGAUAAGUGACUCAAAUUAUCUUAACUAACUUAGCAGUUUCAUUUCACUCACUUUUUUAUAUUAAGUUAGUUAAGUUAAUAUGUCUCACGAUAGUUUAAAUUCGAUUUUUGACCCAAAUUAUCUUGAGGAGGAGCACUUGUUACAACUAGACAAAUAAUUAUAGCAAUGUAAUUUGUGAAUACAUUUUGUGAUAAAAAUGUGAUAAUUUAUACCAAAAUUUACUUACUGUCAUGACACAAAUCAGCCAUUAUAUUGUAUCUAAGAAGUGAAAUGAAGAAACUAAUAUUGUUAUAGAUCAAGAUUUAUGAAAAUAAAUAAAUGUAUAUAAAGGA